AUGAGAAUCUCCGAAUCGAUUUACAGCAAAAGGAAGUGUUGAAAAUAUGCUAAAAUGAAGCUUAAUUGGAGAAAUUGGUGCCGGCUUUGUGCGGAGGAGAAGGCCGACUAUGUCCUGGACUCGAUCGAAGAUAUCAGCCCUCUCUACCGGCAUUUGCAGCUGUCUCUCUACGAAAUUAAGGAUUUAAAGAUACGAAUAUGCGAAACAUGCUACGAGUUCGUGCAAAAACUGGAUCCUUUUAAGCAUCGCUUCGAGCAAACCAACGGACUGUUUACGUAUCUUGCCAACUACAGCAAAAUGAAGCUGGACAACCUGGACAUCAACGAGAUACGGGCUCGCUAUCUGGGCGAUUUGUUCGAUGACGAUGCACCCGAGAUGCUGCUGCCACAUUCGGAUCUGGAAGAUAAGGGUCUGGUAAAUGCGAGUUCUCUGGAUGAAAUCGAACUCAUUGAGCAUAUCGCUGAUGAUGAACCAAUGGAUGAAGCUGCGCAUACGAGUAUCGAGAUAACAAAAGAUGACGGAAUGCAGGGCAGUUUCUUAAAUGACGAAGAACAAUGGGUCAGUGUUGUUGGAGAACAGAACAUUACACCUUCCCCUUCCGAGAACAAUCGCUCCAAUGAAGCGGAUUACAUCGAUCCGGAAAGUACUGCGGAAGAAGACAAACCACCUCGCAAAACAAGAGCGCAAACUGUGAAGAAGAAAAAGAUACACCAUCCCAAAGCUGCGGGGAAAACGGCCAAACAAAAAUCGAAGGGAGCACCUGAUCUUAUUGAAUACGAGGAAGGGCCAUCGUUCGAGAUAACGGCGGGCGGCAGUGUACAUGAAAUAUUGGAGUGUAAGAAAUGUUUCGAAAAGUUUUACAACAAACUAUCGCUGGAAAAACACAUCAGUGUACACAUAACGCAGAAUGAAAACGGGACAUAUUCAUGCGAUUUUUGUGACAAAACUUUCGUGAAACUAUCCAGCACAAAACUGCACAUUCUAGCGAACCAUCAGGACUUCAGGACGUACGUCUGUGAGGAAUGUGGCAAAUCGUUCGCUACGAGAAGUGCCUUGAAGGAGCAUCUCAUAAUUCACAGCGAUGAGCAACCGUUCCAGUGUGCGUAUUGUCCCAGACGGCUUAAGAACUUGGGUCGUUUAAAGGCUCACGAGGACACCCACAAUGAGACGGUCUAUGUGUGUCCGCAUUGUGGUCUGAAGCUGAACACGAGACGAACGCUAAACAUGCAUCUGGUUGUGCACUCGGAUAAGAAGAGAUUCAAGUGCCAGUACUGUGGCAACGAAUUCAAACGGGGCAAGGCACUAAAGGCCCAUCUGAUACUGCACACCGGUCUGCGGCCGUACGCCUGUCCGUUUUGUGAUAAAACCUUUACCAACGGUUCCAACUGCCGGAAUCACAAGAAAAAGUUUCAUCCGAAGGAACUGGCAGAGCUGGAAGCAUCGGGAGGACAGCUUCCUACUGCCAACAUUCCGAAGCUGCAGCAGUUGCAACCAAAGACUUUAAAUAAUGACAGCAAAGGAUCGUUGGUACUAAAUUAUCAGGGCAAGGAGUUGAUAAUAAUGAAAGGCGAUGAUACUCAUGGCCCCGAUGCGGAAAGUACUGAUAGCAUAAUUACUCCUAUUCCGGUUGAGUUGGAAGUGAACAUUGAUGGUUCGUUCGGGCAAUACAAGAUAGAAGUGCAAGAGUAAUAGCAGAACACAGUGACAACCUGUUCAAGGCAGUAACUAGUCUAGAUGGUUUGGUCAUUUGAUUACUGAUUUAUCAAGUAGUAAAGCAUAUUACGUUAGGAUACAAUAGGAUUAAACAUUGUAUUCUAAGUGCUAUAUUAUGGACAUAAACUUACAAAAAAAAAGACAACACAGAAACUCCACCUUAUUGUGUAUUUAGAUUUAUGUUAAUUUGAUUCCAGCGUAAGAAUCACUUAAAUCAGAAACACGUGAAACAUGUUGGAGCAGGAAUAAAGGUAGUUUACACAUCACCAAUGGCA
Molecule: messenger RNA, 1988 nt
Organism: Anopheles aquasalis
Lineage: Eukaryota; Metazoa; Arthropoda; Insecta; Diptera; Culicidae
Product: zinc finger protein weckle-like
Cellular component (GO): nucleus
Molecular function (GO): zinc ion binding
Source: RefSeq, a predicted model, not a curated record